This is a messenger RNA of Lactuca virosa, 1843 nucleotides long. The record is from the annotation of a GenBank genome assembly. Lineage: Eukaryota; Viridiplantae; Streptophyta; Magnoliopsida; Asterales; Asteraceae.
AUUUAUCGCCGGUUAAUCAAAACCGACUUUCAAGUUUCAAUCACUCCCAGAUUCGUCAACCAUGUCUUCUCUCAGGCGAUCAACUCCCUCCAUUCACCACCAAAUCCGUUCAAUAUCCUCAACACCACCUUCAUUGAUCGCAACAUCAAUCACCACCGCCGCCCCCGAUUCUCAUAACAGAAACCCUAGUUUACUGCGAUGGCUUUCCGCCGUCGUCGCAGGCACCGGCGUCGGGAUCUCUCUUUACUGGUGCUCACCUUCUGUAUCGUCGACAUACGCGGUGAAAUCAGCUUUGGGUUUUGCUGAUUGGAUGACGGCAACUGCUGACAGAUUUAAGGAAUUGUACGACGGCCAGCCUUUGUCAAGUUCUAGUUUCUUCAUCAGAGAUGCGUUGCGGAGAAGAAUCUUCUUCAACUAUGAGAAAAGAUUGAGGAUGUUAAGUCCUCCUCAAAAGUGACUAGUGAGAACAGUGUGGUCAUCUAAAAUAAGAUAAGAUCUAUUUGGGAUUAUAUAUUUCUACACAAUUGUUCAACUUCAACUUGCCUAUUGUUUCUCGUUUUGUAAUAAGUCUUUCAACUUCCAAACCUUUUUGUAUGUUUUAUGGCAGGCACACUGACCUUGGUUCUAGCAUAUCUAUGGUGGAUAUGAUUCCAAAGGUAUUUGAAUACUUUGCAUCAGUCAGGACUACAAGAGGGGAAAUUCUUAUGACACCUGGCGAUUUGAUGCGUGCAAUUGUUCCUGUAUUCCCUCCUUCUGAAUCAAACCUUGUACGCGAUGGAUCUCUUAGAGGAGAAAGACGUCCAGGAGAAUUGCAUUGUGCUCCUUCAGAAUUUUUCAUGCUUUUUGAUGUCAACAAUGAUGGGCUCAUAUCUUUUAAAGAGUAUAUAUUUUUUGUUACACUACUCAGCAUACCCGAGUCCAGCUUUUCAGUCGCUUUUAAAAUGUUUGACAUCGACAAUGAUGGGGAGAUAGAUAGAGAAGAAUUUAAAAAAGUGAUGGCUUUAAUGCGAGGUCAUAAUAGACAAGGCGCUUAUCAGAAGGGUGGAAAUCGCACUGGAUUUAAAGUUGGAGGUCGUUUAGAAAAUGGAGGACUUGUGAACUACUUUUUUGGUGAAGAUGGAAACAAACGCUUACAACUUGAAAAAUUUGUUCAAUUUCUACGGGAUCUCCACCAUGAGAUGAUAUGGUUGGAGUUUUCACAUUAUGAUUUCAAAUCAAGUGGGACAAUAUCAGCUAAGGAUUUUGUGUUGUCAAUGGUGGCAUCUGGUGAUAUACGACAUAUGAACAGGUUGCUUGAUCGUGUUGAUGAGUUGGAUCAUGAGUCUCACUUGAAAGACAUACGGAUUUCAUUUGAGGAAUUUAAAAACUUUGCUGAAUUACGUAAAAGAUUGCAACCCUUUUCUCUUGCCCUUUUCAGCUACGGAAAAAUCAACGGGUUUUUGACUAGGAAUGAUUUUCAACGAGCUGCUUCUCAUGUAUGUGGGAUAUCGUUGAGUGAGAAUGUAAUUGAGCUGAUUUUUCACUUAUUUGAUGCAAAUCAAGAUGGGCAUUUAUGUUCGGAUGAGUUUUUACGGGUUAUGCAUAGACGGGAAAGAGAAAUAGCUCAACGCACAAAGUCCGGAAUCAUGAAUCCCGUGUGAUUCAAUUCCAUUCCAGAGGUACAUACAACAACACAGGAUUUGCUGACUUGUUGCUGACGUAAGCUGAGGUAGAGAUUUAGGAACAAAAUAUGGAGAACUUGUAUUUGUGAUUCAUUGUUGGUAAUGAUGUUGUCACAUUUUUAUAUAAUGUAUAGUCGCACUACUUGGCAUUUGGAUAUUAUAUAUUAUUACUACCUUCACCU